UACUGAAAUGCUGCAAUGAGGUCAAGGUUUACACCAUUCGAACCGCUGCUGGGCCCCACCCACAACUUCGCCGUUACCCCGCCCGCGCACAGCAGCGGGGCCGGGCGGAACGCCGUGGCGCGGAACGCUCGGCGCAGCUCCCGUUCCCGGCCGGCGGCGCUGAACGGACGCCGGGGCUGCGAGCGCCGCGCCGAGGGCGCCAUGUGGGGUCGCUUCCGCGGCUCCGGCCGCCUCCUCCUCCUCGCCGGGGCAGCGCGGCACUGCGGGCGGCCUCACAGCAGACUCUUCAGCACUAGUUGUGUGCUCUCUACUACAAAAGAUGAAUCUACAGCUUCCACAGACAGCACCACUAAAGUGGCAUCAAAGGAGGGUGAAGCAGAAACACCAAAGCAGAAAUUGCUAAAAAUCAUUGGUGAUAUGAAAGUAGAAGUGACCACCAAGAGGAAAUUUCAAGAAUUAAAAGAACAGGAGAUGAAAAAGCAAGCCAUUAACGAGCAGGAAGGCCUGAACAGUGAAAGUAGUACAUUUCGAAAUACUGCAGAAGACGUUCAGCGAAGCAAGCCUUUACAUCCAGAACUGGUGCAGGCUGCAUCUGCCGUUGCGUCUUCUUUCCCACGCAGCAAGGAACAGGCAGAAUCAGAAUUACUUGCACAACUUAGAAGACAUGAAGAAACCACAGAUAAACAGAGAAAGGGAGGAACUGUUAACAUACGCAAUGUUAUUUCGGAAAUGGCAGUUAAGAGGCAAUUCCCAGCUCAGAGAGGUGUGAGGAUAUCCAAUCACAUCUCUUUGGAGAUGGAUGAAGAUGGUCAAAGAAUCAAGCCUGGAAGACCCUCAUCUCGCUCCUUUGACUCCGGAAGAAGUCUUAAAGCAGGAAAAAGGCUUAAUAUAUUCACUAAGGCUUCUCCAGAAACGGAAAAUGUACUGAAAACAGUAUCUUCACCAACAAUUUGGGAUCUGGAAUUUGCGAAGGAAAUUGCAGCAGUAACUGAGCAGCCUCCCCGGAAUGGUUUUGAAGAGAUGAUCCAGUGGACAAAAGAAGGAAUACUGUGGGAGUUUCCAAUUGACAAUGAAGCAGGGAUGGAUGAUGAUGCUGAAUUUCAUGAACAUAUCUUUCUGGAGAAACACCUCAAAGACUUUCCCAAGCAAGGACCUGUUCGCCACUUCAUGGAACUGGUCAUCUGUGGGCUUUCAAAAAACCCAUACCUCAGUGUUAAGCAGAAGAUUGAACAUAUUGAGUGGUUUCGGAAUUAUUUUGAGGAAAAGAAGGAAUUUCUUCAAGAUAUUUGAGACUUGGGAAAGUGCUUAACCUUGAAGUGAAGAAAAUGUGCAGUAGUCAUGUAAUCUGAAAGUUGCAUUUUUAAUAAUAAAGGCCGUACUUCUGUGUAUGUAUGUGUAGAUCUCUUUUCAACAAAAGAAGGAACUGAAAAGUUUAGAUUUUGUAGAAUGUGCAUUUAAAAUUUAAUUUAUCAAAAUCAUUGUCUUUUAAACUUGAAACUAAUCUCUUGACCGUUGGAAAUAUUAGAUCUGAUUCCAGUUCCAGCUGCUUUCACGUUUGGUAUGUAUCUUGACAGGUUUGUUCAUCUUUCCCAUUCUUGAAAACUUGUAGUGUUUUCAUUUUUAAAAAUUCCUAAUGCAGCCUUAUUUGUUAAAACCUGUUACUGAGAUAGUAACAAACACUUCAUUUUGCUAGUUCAUUAAAUGCACAGGUAUUUGGAUGAUA
This is a messenger RNA of Phasianus colchicus (ring-necked pheasant), 1723 nucleotides long. It is a transcript of the gene MRPS31, whose product is annotated as mitochondrial ribosomal protein S31. NCBI's taxonomy places the organism in Eukaryota, Metazoa, Chordata, Aves, Galliformes, Phasianidae. The record is from RefSeq and is a predicted model, not a curated record. Gene Ontology annotation, molecular function: structural constituent of ribosome. Gene Ontology annotation, cellular component: mitochondrial small ribosomal subunit.